AUCAAUUUAAUAAAUCAUACGAUCACGAAUAAAGUGAUCAAAAGUUAUAAAUUUAAAUAAAAUAAUAAAAAUAAAAAUCUCAAAAGAAAAUGAUAGGUAUUUUAAAUGAUUCUGACAGUGAAGAUGAAUUACCACCUGGAUGGGAAGAAAUGACAACUGCUAAUGGAAAUGUCUAUUAUGUAAAUCAUUAUACAAAAGGCACACAGUGGACACAUCCUAGGACUGGUCGUACAAAAACUGUUGAAGGGGAAUUACCAUCUGGAUGGGAAAGACGUGUAGCAGAAGAUGGUCAAGUUUUAUUUGUUGAUCACAUAAAUCAUACAACAACUUAUACAGAUCCAAGACUUGCAUUUGCUACGGAAUAUAGAGAGUUAUCACAUCCAAUGAGACAACGUUUUGAUGGUAGUAGUACAGCAUUAUCUGUUUUACAUGGAAGAGAUUUAAGAGGCAAAAUUGCUAUAGUUACGGGUGCUAAUACUGGAAUAGGAUUUGAAACUGCUAGAUCAUUAGCUCUACAUGGUUGUACAGUUAUUAUAGCUUGUAGAGAUCUAAAAAAAGGUACAGAAGCAGUAGAAAAAAUAAAACAAGAAAGAGAAAAUAUAUUAUGUGAAACAUUGCAUUUAGAUUUAUCAUCAUUGCAUAGUGUUAGAGAAGCAGCUGAAAAAUUUAAACAAAAAUAUAGGACUUUACAUAUUCUUAUAUUAAAUGCUGGAGUAUUUGCAAUUCCUUAUCAACUUACAAAAGAUGGUUAUGAAACAACAUUUCAAGUAAAUCAUCUAUCUCAAUUUUACUUUACUCUCUUAUUAGAACAUCCAAUACGAAGCUGUCAUAAUUCUAGAGUAGUAAUAGUUUCAAGUGAAUCACAUAGAUUUUCAUCUUUACGAACAAUAGAAGAUUUUCAUCAAUUAAGUUUAUCUCCUCCUGCAUAUAAAUAUUGGUUUAUGGGAGCAUAUAAUAAUUCAAAACUAUGUAAUAUUUUAUUUGCACAAGAAUUAGCAAAAUAUUGGCCUUCUGUAAAUGUUUUUAGUUGCCAUCCUGGUAAUAUGGUUUCUUCUUCAUUGUCUCGUUAUUCAUGGACAUUACGAUUAUUAUUCAUGCUAGUACGACCUUUUACAAAAUCACUGCAACAAGCUGCUAGUACAUCAAUUUUUUGUGCAACUGCUCCAGAAUUGGAAGGUGUAACUGGAUGUUAUUUCAAUAAUUGUUAUCGUUGUGAUCCAUCAAAUGCUGCACUAGAUUCUGCACUUGCAACUAGAUUAUGGUCUGUUAGUCAAGAAAUGAUUAUUAAUAUUAUGAAGAAAGAUAAACUUUGGGAAACAUUAGCUUUAAGAUAAAAGUUACUAUUAACAUAUUGCUACAAAAUAUAGUUAUAAAUGAAAUCAAUUCAGUAAAAUAUUGAAACCAUAAAAAAAUUUAAAAAGUAUUUUUAAUUAAGAAAUUUAUAUUUAUUUUUGCUUAAAGAUUUUAUUUUAUAUUUGAUAAAUUUAUUUUUAUAUGUAUUAUACUUUAACAUAAUCAAUUUGAAAGUGAUGUUGCAUUGAACAUGUUAAUAUAUUUUUUCUAAAUUUUAUUAAAAUUCAUAU
This is a messenger RNA of Apis laboriosa (Himalayan honeybee), 1583 nucleotides long. It is a transcript of the gene Wwox, whose product is annotated as WW domain-containing oxidoreductase. Gene Ontology annotation, molecular function: protein binding. Bases 90 to 1334 code for a protein of 414 amino acids. NCBI's taxonomy places the organism in Eukaryota, Metazoa, Arthropoda, Insecta, Hymenoptera, Apidae. The record is from RefSeq and is a predicted model, not a curated record. The transcript has 7 exons.